This is a messenger RNA of Mizuhopecten yessoensis (Yesso scallop), 8035 nucleotides long. RefSeq names its product protein FAM184A-like. The coding region runs from base 5 to 3307 and encodes 1100 amino acids. The record is from RefSeq and is a predicted model, not a curated record. NCBI's taxonomy places the organism in Eukaryota, Metazoa, Mollusca, Bivalvia, Pectinida, Pectinidae. The transcript is spliced from 17 exons.
CAACAUGGCGGCAAGUGCCAAAAUGUCGUUUAACUACUAUCAAAAUGGGAAAUAUGGCACGUUACCGGCAGAUCCACAAAAGGACAUGGAAGUUUCACAGGACAUGCAUCUUAAGAUGUCAAAGAAAAUUGCCCAGCUCACAAAGGUUAUUUAUGCACUCAACACAAAAAACGAUGAACACGAUGCAGUUUUGCAUAACCUCAAAGAACAGCAUGAGGAAGAGAUGCAAAAACUUCUGUCAGAGACAAAAGACAAGAUCAGUGUGUUCAAAAGAAAAAUGGAUGAAGAAAAUGACUAUAGACAGAAGAUUGCUUCGUUGGAAACCACCGUAGCUAACCACGAAAGAUAUAAACACGAAGCUCUGCAUAGAUUUGAAACGUUUAAGCAGCAUGCUGAGGAACGUGAAUGUCAGGUAAAAAUGGACCACUCUCAAAAGAUUCUCACAUUAUCACAAGAAGUGUUGACUGCCAAGAAAAACUUUGAAAAACAGUUGGAACAGUUUGAAGAAUGGAAGAAAAAUGUGGAUUCUGAAAAAGAACAGGCUCUGUCAGACAUGAAAAAAGCUCACCAAACAGAAAUGGACGAGCUUCGUACAUUUCAACGUACACAAAACUCAGACUGGUUAAACGAAUGUAAUAAAGUUGAAGACAAAUUCAAAGGACAGAUUGAAGAACUUAAGACACAGUUAGAAAAUUUGAGUGUGGAAAAAGCAAAAAGUGCAGAAGAAUAUGAAGCAAAGCUAUCAAAAGCUCAGGCAUUUUAUGAAAAAGAACUUGCUGCUUUGCGACAGUCCCAACAUUCCUCAAGUGAAAAUUCCAGCAAAAUGCUUUUGGAGGAACAGGAAAAAAUGAGAAAAGAUUUUGCUGCCCAAGAAAGAGAAUUGAAAAAGCAAAUAGAAAGUCUAGUCAACCAAUUGUCUAUAAGUGAAGAUGAGGUAGAGAAAUACAAGUCAGAAAUGGAGAAGUUAAAGAUGGCACUAGAUGGUCAUGAGUCUAGUGCUGGCAGUCUACAGAAAAUGUUAGAGGAAGCCAAAAAGGAGGCAUCAAGUGCUUUAACAAGAUUAAAGGAAAUUGAAUCUGAAUUGACGACGCACAAGGAACGUUGCAGGGAGCAAGCGGAAGAUCUUCGCACGAAGUCUAGUUUAAUUGGUGAGUUGGAGGUGACAAAAAUACAGCAGCAGUCCACUAUACAGGAACAGGCCGUCGAGAUCCAGAAACUAAAAGACAAAUUGGCAUGGCUUGAGUCACAAUGGAAAAAUGUUGAGACAGAGAAAAACUCCCUUACUAAAGAACAGAACUCCCAACUUCUUUCACUACAGAAGUCAUUGGAGGAUUUGUCACUAGAGAAACAGACUUUGAUGGCCAGAUACGAACGAGAUUUACAGAAUCUACGAGACAAAAUGGCUGUCAGAGAGAAAGAACUGGCUGAUAAACACGCAGCAGAGAAACAGAACCUCAACAGAACACACCAGGAUGUGUUGAAAACUCAGCAAGAAAAGGCAGACACUCUCCUGCAUGAAACUAAACAGAAACUGGUAAAGCAACAUGAAGAAGCUAUGAGGAGCGUGAAGGAGGAGAGCGAUGCUGUAACACGGGAGUAUGACCAAAAGAAUACAGACCUUACCAACAAACUGGCUACUUCAGAGGAGGAGGUGAGACGCCUGGAGAAGAUUCUAAAGGACAGUGAAUCAGGUCUGGGGACAGCAUCCGGUAAAAUCAACAGCCUCAAGGAGGCCUCAUCCCGACUACAGUCUGAUCUGGAGAAGUCCCGAGAGGAAAUCAAAACUCACAAGACAAAUGCUGCCAAUUACAAGGCUGAACUAGAAAAACUCAAGAAACUGCAUGAAAGGAAGCUUGAAGAGGCACAACAAGAACUGAAGACAAAACUUGACCAAUUGGCCAAAGACCUGGAAUCAAAGUGGUCAGAUAAUCUCAGGAAGGAGUGUGCACGGCUGAAGCUGGACCUGACCCAGCAGAAAGACGAGGAGAAAAAGGCAGCUCUCCAGCAAUUAGCACGGCUGAAGGAUGAGGAGGUGGUGGCGGCGCGAAGAGGCUGGGAGAACAAAGUCCAGGAACUCCAUAGUCAGCUGGACAGACUAAAACGAAAUUUGGAGGACAAAGAAGGUGUGAAUGCAGAAGAAAUGGCCCGCCUGAGGAAAGAGAUGGAGGAGGAGAAGAAAAGACUGGAGUUGGACUUUGUCGAGGCAGGAAAUGAGUACGCUCAACAGAUAUCAGUGAUGGAAGGAAUGCAACUGGAAAAAGUCAAGAAGUUAGCAGAACAGAAGGACCAAGAGGCGGAGGAAUUAAAAAGGAAGCUUCAUGCAGAACAUACAGAAAGUAUGCAAAGCAGCAUGACCGCUCACAGAGCCAGAAUAGAGAGCAUCAAGUCUGAGGGAGAAAAACUGCGGCUUCUUAGUCUGCAGGAGGCAAAACAGGAACACCGCAAGGAAACAGAAAAGAUCAAGGAUCAGAUUUAUGAGCGCCACAGUAACGAGAUGGAAGAGGUGAAGAGAGGACAUGGCUAUCAGUUGGAUGCAGCGAGAAUGGAACUAGACCGCGCUGUGGAAAUCUCUAAACAGAAGGACAAAGAUCACACAAUACAAAUGGAUGAGUUGAAGGAAGAGGUAACUGGACGGGAACUACAUAUAAAAAAUCUCAAGGAUGAUGUCAAAGGCCUUAAAACUGAUAUUGGUAAACUGACGAGGGAGAUAGAUGUCAAGGGGAAUGAAAUCCUCAAGAUUAGAAGUGACGCAAACCUUCAACUCAAGAAACGAGAGGAGGUGUUAGUACAGAAGUUCCAGCAUGAGAUUGAGUGUGUAAAGGCAGACCACCAGAGAGAGGCUGAGACACUGAUGGCCGACUUCACUGAGGCUCAGGAACUCCUCAAGGACAAGAUCUCGGAGUUACAAAUAAUGCUGGAAGAGGCAGAGGAAAAGUACCACAAUCGCGAAUCACGGCCAGAAGAUUUAGAGGCCAUCUCACAGCUGAGAGAUGCCAUUAGGGAGAGGGAACUAAGGAUGAAAACAUUGAUAGAGGAGAAACAGUAUUACCAGAUGGAGCUUGUUAACAGGGAAACAAACUUUAAUAAAGUUUUCAACACUGAUCCGAAAGUUGGGGUCCUUAACCCACUUCAGAAAAAGCACAAGAAAGGGGAGAGGGGAGGUAACUAUCAUUCCAAGCACACCUCAAGUGCACCAAGUCUGAAUCGCCUGGACCCCAUCCCCAACUCACCGAUCCACAACGCCAAUCUGAACCCAUCUAAACCCCUGGGUCCCACUCCUGCCUUCACCAAGAAGUUUGUCAGAUAGUUCAUUAUCAAUUCAUGUUUUCUGUUAUUGGAAAGUAGUGACAGUUAUGUGAUAAUAUCCAGUAGCGGCCUCGGGCAAACAGUUCCCCAGGGCUUCCCCCUAUAUGUACCUCGGGAUGAUAGUUUUGACUGUCCCCCAAAUAGCCAUAUCUGUAUUGGCUGUAUUGGUCGGUAAAGAUGUUUUAUGGAAGUAAAUAGUAUAUGGAAUUAGCAGUUUAAUUUUGAUACAGAUAUUGUAUACCACAGAUGUAACUUGUGGAAGCCAUCGUUUCAUGAAGGGUCAAUCUAUUGUCACACAUUUGUUGUUGUUACAGAUUCUGCAAAAUGUAAUAUAUUUCACACCUUUCAUAUUUUUGCUUUCAAAUGAGGAAAUUAUUUCAGCAUCGGGAGGAAUAUUUUAUACAAAGUCAGCUGUACUGUCGAGUAUAUAUGGAUGAAGCCAACACUUGACAGAACAGUUUUAAAAGGCCAGACGGGAAAUAUUGGUGGGGUAAAAGUAUUAGGGAUUACAUUUAAUGGCUGAAUCAACCUAACCCAUCAUGUACACUUUAAUGAAAAGACCCAGGUAUCAUGCUGUUUGGUACCAGUCUUCCCUGAACAUUUAAAUAACUAUACCACCACUUUGAUUUGUACAUACAUGUACAGUGUAUAUUGAAUGCUGCUGAUCUGUCAACAAGUUGUCUGGUGAUCAUGAGUGGAGUGGCCUGAAGUUUAACUGUGAUAUUGUAAAAUUCGAUCAUGAUUUAUGUAUAUAUAUAUGUGUAAUUAUUCUUUGAAAGAGUAACAGUAUUGAAUAUUUUUUGUAUCUGUCUCCUAUUUUGGAGAUUGAUUGUGACUUUUGUUCCUCUCAGCUUACCUAAUUUAGUGUACAACAGGCUUACCCUACUUUUGCCAAAGAGAGACCGAGUAUUAAGAAUAUAAAAACAAAUUUUAUGUUUACUUGCUGAAGAUAAAUGGAAGGAUGUAAUAUAAGUCUGUUUUAUAAGUGGAUGCAUUUAAUGGCUUAGAAUUCCUGUGAUCUGUUUUUGUCUUUUGAAAAUCUGCUUUUCCUUCUCCUGGUGAUAGUUUUGUUUUUCAAUCUUUGUACUGCUAAAAACUGCGUGUACUGUGCACUGUGUGUACUGGGUACUGAAAUCUGUAAUUUGCACUGCUGAAAGCUGGGUUUACUGGGUACUGAAAUAUUUGUACUGCUGAAAACUGGGUGUACUGGGUACAUUUAUUUACUUGGAGCCAGUUGUUAUUUAUUUAGUGCUAUGAUUCUUGAGCUUAUCUGUGAUACCAGAAUCUGUACAUAUUUCUUUGACAUGCUGAUGUAUAUUUUAACAGCAUGUGGUCCAUAAUACAUUGACAUAUAUAAUAUAUAAAGGUCAUUAUGACCGAAUUUUGUACAAUUUUGUUGAGAGACUGACCAGUGAGUGAGUGAUAUACUGAUAUACUUAUUAAGGUCAUGGUGACCUUAUUUGGUAUAUUUUUUGGCAGGAGACUGACCUGUGAGUGAUAUGCUGAUACAUGUAUUCGUAGUAAGGUCAUUGUUACCUAAUUUGGUAUAUUUUUGUUGAGAGACUGACCAGUGAGUGAUAUACUGAUAUACUUAUUGAGUUCAUUGUGACCUAACUUGGUUUAUUUUUUGGCAGGAGACUGACCUGUGAGUGAUAUGCUGAUACAUGUAUAUAUACUUAUUAAGGUCAUUGUGACCUAAUUUUGUAUAUGUUUGAUAAGUGUCCUGUAAGUGGUGCGUUGACAUUGUUUCUCAUAUAUUGUUGAUGGGUAAAUGAACUAUGAGGGGAUGUGACCUGCUUUUGUGAAUUAAUGUAUGUUCCUAUGUCUUUCUAGUUUCUAAUUUUAAAAGGUAAAAGGAAACAUCAUCAAACACACCAUCUUGUAUAUAUAUGUACAUUGAACAGAACAUAGUUAUAUAUAUUGGUUGGUAAUUGUCCUCCAGAGAAAAUAUGCUACCAUACACUUUAUACCUGUGAUUUGUGUUUGAGUUAUCGGUGUUUGGCUGUAGGAUAUAUAUGCUACCUUACACAUCAUACCUGUGAUUUGUGUUCGAGUUAUCUGUAUUUGGCUGUAGGAUAUAUAUGCUACCAUACACAUCAUACCUGUGAUUUGUGUUUGAGUUAUCUGUGUUUGGCUGUAGGAUAUAUAUGCUACCUUACACAUCAUACCUGUGAUUUGUGUUUGAGUUAUCUGUAUUUGGCUGUAGGAUAUAUAUGCAACCUUACACAUCAUACCUGUGAUUUGUGUUUGAGUCAGCUUCCUUAAUGAUGCAUCCUACGUAAAUACCAUACCAUACACAUGACAUACUUGUUAUUUUUUGUUACAGUUAUCUGCCUUUAGGAUAUAUUAUACGUGGGAUUUGUGUAUAAUUUAUUUCCCUUAAAGAUGUAAACUUUGUUGCAUACUAUGGGUGUUUUUGUGUAAUAGUUAUCUCCCUUAGUAAAUGUGUUAGCACAUACAUUAAAACUGUGAGUUGUUUCCGAGUUACAUCCCUUAAGGAUGUAUGUUACCUUAAAAAAAGACACCAAUGAUUUUUUGUUAUCUUCCUUCAGUAUCUCCCACCUUAUAAUGCUGGUGAGUGUUAUCCCCCUUGGCAAUGAUUAAAGUAAUCUUAAUGUAACCAGUGUCUGUAGCUCAAUGUACUUGUACCGUCAUCCAUUAGUCUACCAAGUCAAAAUUAUCAUUCAGUAAGAUAUUUUACAGGUUUCCAUGUGUAAACACGUCACAGUGAGGUAUCACAAAUCUCUAAAUGAGGUCUACUGAUAACAGCACAAAAACUAAAGGAGUUAUAAGUCUGGAGAAUACCCAGUGCUCAUUAAAAGUCUGGGGAAUACCCAGUGCUCAUUAAAAGUCUGGAGAAUACCCAGUGCUCAUUAAAAGUCUGGGGAAUUAAACAAAACUAUAAUAAUUCAGUUCAGCUACUUACUGGAUGAUUACUCUACUUGACAUUCUAUUCAACGGGAGACUACAUUUUGAUUAUAUUUAUAGAUUCUCAAAUCUCAUGAGACUGAAAUUAAUUAAUCUGUAUUUAAUGACAUAAUAAUACUCAUUUGUAUAACAAAGUGAUGGAAAACAGAAAUAGCAGGAUUCACGUGAAGGCAUUCUUUAUAGAUGUGUCCGACAUGUCGUUAGAAUCUCCAGAGUUUUUGUAUUAAUAUCGUGUGAAACGCUGCCAUUUCCUUAGUAUCCAGAAAGUUUAAGUGCUUGCAGAUUGCCAGAACUAAUACAAUGUAACGCUUUUGAACGAUUUGUCUUCAAAGGACACAUAAAAUUGAAUUUCCUUUCUUGCAGAAAAUGUUUUUUUUAAAGGAGGAAAUUGCUUUUAUGGAUUUUUUGUAAUAUGAUGAGGGUAGUCUUUCAUCUUUCUGACACUACACCGUACAUCCUAUGCAAUGAAACAUGCUUAAUUAAUUACCUAUAUGCUAGGCAUUUUGUAAGAAACCAAGUUCCUUUAUUUUUCUGUACAAGGACAGAGUUACCCUUGUAGACUAGGGAGGUUUAAUUAUAGCUGUUUCAUAUGUAACUGGUCCUGUGAUUAAACAUCAGUUACCUUACUUUUCAAAUCUUUGUAAUUAUUGCACAGGUUUUGCAAAUAUUUGUAAUUACUGCACUGAUCUUUGCAAAAACAAAAACAAAACGAUUGACAGAUCUGUAAAAUGAUCCAUUAUUAAAGGAAGGAAAAAGUCAUUAUUUUUUAGUAUUGAAGUUUGCUUACAUUAAUAACAGAUCGAAGGGACUACCUGAAGUUAAAAGUGUUAGCAUCAGUAACACCUAGUAAACUCUGGAUCACCUUAGUGACUAUUGUCAUGGGUCCAACUCAGUAAUGUAUUAUACUGACAAGUGACAUAUGUCCUCUCCUAAUGUUAUCAGUCUGUGUUACAUGUAACAUUUGAUAAGUUGUUUGUAGUACCUCUAAAUUUUACAGGUGUGAGAUUGAGCGUCAACACAAACAUUGACUUUAGCUCAUUAAAAAAAAUUAGUUACAAUAUUUCUUUAGCAGGUAUCACUAUCAUACUACUGGUGCUUAUCCCUAUACAUACUCGGUAUCAUACAGAAUUAUAUAGAUAUUGACUUUCAUGUUUAAUCCAGAAGACUCCAUUUGUACUGUCCAAGGUAGUAAUUAGAAAUUGCAGAGUGUAAUAACAAAAAAAGUCAACCGCAGAUCUGUCUUUAUUUUGAACAUCAUGAUAUAACACUACAAAUGUUCAAGAAAGUUGUAUUUUUGUAGAAUUUAAAUACGGUAGUUUGACCUUAUUAGCUUUACAUGUAGAGGUGUCAACAUCUAAUGUGAUGGUUCCACAGUCUCUCAAAUUAUUUUAACAAUUUAUGUUUUUUUUUAGAUUUCAUAAAUAAUGUACCAAUAUUAACCCUCUCUUAUAUUUUUGUCUGAAUUAGUAAUUUGUCAGAGCAAAUUGUGAUAAAAUUACAAUUUAUCCUUAAAUUCCGUCCAUGUUUUAUGAUUUUAUAUACAUGCUAUCAAUCCGUCCAAAUAUUAUGAUUUUAGAAUUUGUGUCCCACAGACAAAGUAACUAUGAUUAGUGUUGGUGGUACAUGUCUCCUGCACAUGUUUAUCAAUAAAUAUGUUAUGUUAAAACAAAUGAUACAGAUGUACAUUUAUAUGUCUUACAGGACGCAUUCCUAUGUCUUACAGGACGACAUUCAUAUGAAAAUGGCCGAUUUAAACUAUUUUGUAAUGAAUAAAAAUAAAAUGAUUGCCAGAAUACUUAAA